Knipowitschia caucasica is the source of this 285-nucleotide messenger RNA. The record is from the annotation of a GenBank genome assembly. NCBI's taxonomy places the organism in Eukaryota, Metazoa, Chordata, Actinopteri, Gobiiformes, Gobiidae.
AUGAGUGCGACCAAGCAGAACCGGGCCUCAGCCACCAGCCUCAGCGACCCCCUGCAGCGUGCCUUCAACAGGGGGAUCACGGGCACAUGCUGCUACAGGUUGUCGGAGUUGGCCGCUGAUAAACAGGAGGAAAAUCAGCGCCUUGGGACGCUUUUGCACCUCAGCCAUCUUCGCUAUCUUCAAAGAGCAGUGGAGAUCAUGAGAUACGGGGACUUGCUGCCACUGCCUUUCUCUGGAACAGGAGUGGACUGUUACGAGCAGAGGUUUGACCUUAUCACCCUCUGA